AUGUACGGUAAUAACCAGUCCCCGCCUCCGGGCCAAUAUCCGCCUCCCCAUGGACAGUAUCCGCCUCAAGGGUACCCUCCUCAGCAGGGCGGCCAAUAUCCCCCUCCUCAGCAAGGCGGUCACUAUCCACCUCCGCACAGCCCGUAUCCUCCCCAGCAAAGCAGCCCGUAUCCUCCCCAAGGCCAGCAUCCUCCGCAAAGCAACCCUUAUUAUCCUCACCAGGGUGGUUACCAGCCGCCGCCACCGCUUCCAGGUCAGCACCAAGGGUACGGAGCUCCUCCCCCUCCCGGCCCGCCUCCGGGACAGUACGGCGCGUCGCCACUCCAGCAGUACGGAGCACCACCGCCUCAACAGUAUGGAGCACCACCACCGCAGCAGUAUGGCGCUCCCCAAUAUGCGCCCCCAGGAGGAGGAGGUCCUCCGACCCAGCCCAGUCCCGGUUACGGUCCUCCACAGAUCAUACAGUGGGAUGCGAGUCCUGAUGCCCGGGCGCUGCGUAGUGCUAUGAAAGGAAUCGGCACGGAUGAGAAGACUCUAAUCCGCGUGCUGGCUACUAAAGAUCCUCUACAGAUCGAAAAUAUCAAGAGCACCUACUUCCGCGACCAUAGCCGCACUCUCGAGAAGGACAUCCUUUCCGAGACGCGGGGCUGGUUCGAGACGGGACUUGUCGCAAUUAUCAGAGGCCCUUUGCUCCAUGACAUACACCUACUUCACUCGGCGAUGGACGGGCCCGGAACGAAGGAAAAGGUGUUGAACGACGUGUUGCUGGGACGCAGCAAUGCGGACAUGAAGGCGAUCAAGGGCAUGUAUCAGCACACCUUCAACCGGCCACUCGAGACUGAUAUCAAGGGGGACCUAUCGAUGAAGACAGAGCGCCACUUCCUUAUUGUCACAGGCGCAAAUCGUGCCGAAGACAGCGCGCCCGUAAUUCCUCAAGCAAUCAAUCAGGACGUUACGGAGCUCUAUCGCGCCACCGAGGGCAAGGUGGGCACCGAUGAGAUGAUAGUAUGCUCGAUACUGUCUACGCGCAACGACAACCAGAUACGCGCCAUCAACCACGCCUACGAGCAGAAGUUUAGAAGACGACUGGAAGAUGUGAUCAGAAAGGAGUUCCGCGGUCACAUGGAAGAAGCUCUUCUGUACCAGCUCCGGCAUGCCACCGACAAGUACAUGCACGCCGCGGCCCUGCUCGAAGACGCCAUGGCUGGUUUGGGCACCAAGGACCACCUCCUGGUCUCCAGAGUGGUCCGUUAUCACUGGGAUCAGUCAGCGAUGGCGAACAUCAAGGGAGCAUACCAGCAGCGCUAUCACAAGAGUCUCGCCAGUCGCAUCAAGGGCGAGACCAGUGGCGACUACGGAAGACUCAUGCUUGCUUGCAUUGGUGAACGUGUGUAG
Anthostomella pinea is the source of this 1395-nucleotide messenger RNA. The record is from the annotation of a GenBank genome assembly. Lineage: Eukaryota; Fungi; Ascomycota; Sordariomycetes; Xylariales; Xylariaceae.